Molecule: messenger RNA, 597 nt
Organism: Penicillium samsonianum
Lineage: Eukaryota; Fungi; Ascomycota; Eurotiomycetes; Eurotiales; Aspergillaceae
Exons: 1
Coding region: 1-597 (198 amino acids)
Biological process (GO): spliceosomal tri-snRNP complex assembly; mRNA splicing, via spliceosome
Cellular component (GO): catalytic step 2 spliceosome; U5 snRNP
Molecular function (GO): U5 snRNA binding; U2 snRNA binding; pre-mRNA intronic binding
Source: RefSeq, a predicted model, not a curated record
AUGGCAUCAUUGCCUCCUCCCCCUCCUCCUCCCCCGGGAUGGGGUGCAGCUCCUCCUUCUAUGCCAAUGGCGCCGCCGCCCCCGGGCUACCAGCCGCCGGCCGACCCGAAUGUCGCAAAAUUUGCGCAGAAGAAAAAUGAAUGGCUGCGCACGCAACGCAAUCGGUUCGGCGAGAAGCGCAAAGCAGGAUUUGUCGAAACACAAAAGGCUGAUAUGCCACCAGAGCAUCUGCGAAAGAUUGUGCGAGAUAUUGGCGAUGUUUCGCAGAAGAAAUUUACCAACGAGAAGCGGAGCUACCUCGGUGCGCUCAAAUUCAUGCCACAUGCCGUUCUCAAGCUAUUGGAAAACAUGCCCAUGCCUUGGGAGUCAGCAAGAGAGGUUAAGGUGCUUUAUCACGUCAAUGGCUGCCUGACUCUAGUCAAUGAGACACCGCGUGUCAUCGAGCCUGUCUUCCACGCCCAAUGGGCAACGAUGUGGAUGUGCAUGCGUCGGGAGAAAAGUGACCGAAGACACUUCAAGCGGAUGCGUUUCCCCCAUUUGACGACGAGGAACCACCUCUUUCGUGGUCCGAAAACAUUGAAGAUGUUGAACCGUUAG